GCUUUGUUCCGGGCGCGCGGAGGGAAGGCGAGGCUGCGGCGGAUCAUGCCCAAGGUGUAGCCGCGAAGCGGAGGCAUGGCUGCCGGAAGGUUACUGCUCUACACCGGCCUCUCGCUAGCGCUCUGCGCCCUCGGCAUGCUGGCCGUGGCCAUCUGCUCAGACCACUGGUACGAGACGGACGCCAGGAAGCACAGGGACAGAUGCAAGGCCUUCAACACUCGCCGGAUCGACCCCGGCUUCAUUUACAACAACAACAACAACUUGCCACUCCGGGCCAGCCGCUCGCGCCUGGACCGCUGGGAGGGCAAGCUCCUCCGGGCCCGGAAUCGCCGGCAGCUGUUCGCCAUGAGCCCAGCCGACGAGUGCAGCCGGCAGUACAACUCCACCAACAUGGGCCUCUGGAGGAAGUGCCACCGACAAGGCUUCGACCCCGAGAUCGCGGCCCUGAUUCGGAAAGGAGAAAUUGAGCGGUGCACGUACAUCAAAUACCACUACUCCUCAGCCACCAUCCCCAGGAACCUCACCUUCAACAUCACGAAGACCAUCCGCCAGGAUGAGUGGCACGCUCUGCACCUGCGCAGGAUGACGGCCGGCUUCAUGGGCAUGGCGGUGGCCAUCAUCCUCUUCGGCUGGAUCAUCGGCGUGCUGGGCUGCUGCUGGGACCGAGGCCUUAUGCAGUAUGUGGCCGGGCUGCUCUUCCUCAUGGGAGGAACUUUCUGCAUCAUCUCACUGUGCACCUGUGUGGCCGGGAUCAACUUUGAGCUGUCACGUUAUCCCCGCUACCUGUACGGACUCCCCGACGACAUCAGCCAUGGCUACGGAUGGUCCAUGUUCUGUGCAUGGGGGGGCCUGGGCCUCACGCUGAUCUCGGGAUUCUUCUGUACCUUGGCCCCUUCUGUCCAACCUGUCCCGAGGACCAACUGCCCCAAAUCCAGACCCGAGAACGGGACAGUGUGCUAAAACAACAAGCCCAUACUCACACACACACACACAUAUAUAUAUAUAAAUAUAUAUAUAAUAUACAUAUAUAUGACAAAACUCAAUCAAGACAAUGCCAGUGCCAAGGCAGAGUGGGGGUCGGCUCAGGCACCCACAUCUCGCCGGACUCUGUGUCACCUCAUCACCGAGAUGGGGGACGGCGUUCCCCUCACGUGGCUCUUCCAUUGAUUUGUAACUUCUGACUCCGUGGUUUCUUGAGGACAGCGUGAGCAUCACCCCUCAAAGACAGGGUCCCAAUUCCCACCACUCACAAGGAUGGGGGCAUGGGGGGAGGGGGCUGGGAAGAGACGGUGCCUGUGGUCCAGGGUGGCACAGGUGUAGACAAGAAAAUGCCAUCCCCUGAGCCGACAGGAGGGGACACCACCCCAACCCCGAUCAUAUCGCAGAGAAACAGCGCCCUUAGUUCAUAGAAUGUAACCAGAUCUUCGAGGCCAUUUCCAGAACCGUUUUCUUCUCCUGCUCUUCCCGUUCUGAUUUCCUUCCUGGCCGACCAGCGACACACCAGAAAGUGGACGAGAAAACCCACCGAGAAGGAAGUUUUCUCUCUGCUGCCAAACUUUUGGAUGAAGUUCCGGAGGUGGGAAGGGGGAGAGAACGCCGUGCUGAGAGGCAAGACCCACGUCAAUGAAAGGACACUUCUGUGGAUGCUCAGAAAGCCCAGUCUCACCUUCGAGCUGCCUUACACCCAGUUAAACAAGAGGCCGCCCUGCCCCAAACCCAACCUGCACUCCCUGGGCAUAUCGGAGCCUUGGAGUAACCCUCUGGUGUGUGUGUGUGUGUGUGUGUGCGUGCACGUGUGCAUGUAUGUGUGCAACAACUUUGGAUGGUUUCCUUUUUUUUCUUUUCACCUUUUAAAAAUACUACUGGAUCAUGACUGUUGUCUAUCAUUUGUGGUGGUUUCAUGGCCCAGGAUGGAGGCCUCAGGAACUAGGAAGCAUCACGAGGGUGGGCCUCUGUGGGUGCCAGUUCUGCAGCUUGACAUACCUGCUGUGUGUGUGUGCCUCUGUGUUUGCUGAGUGUGGGGUUUCGGUCAUUUGUGUUGCAUUUUUCUAUUAUUUUUAGUGCGGCUGAAAUUCCCUGAGGGCAGAACCAAGAACAUAAGCCCUGGGCAGAGGACCUGCGGUGCUGCACAUCCCAGGCCUGGGACGCCACGGGACUCGGCGCCCUAACUUUGGGAGUUCAAGACACAUCUGGGCACACAAGCCAUGAGUGAAGAAGGGAGCGCGGAUCAAGAGGGAGAAGGGGAGUGGCCUCAGUUACCGCUGGAUAAAGUCCGAACACCAAACGAGACCUUUCCCUUCCCAUCACGGAAGCUGUCCUUUGUCACUGGACAUCCACCCCUUUCCUAGGGGUGACCUUUGUACAGACGAGAGAAAAUGGGUCCCAUGCAGAGAGAGCCACCAUGUCCCAUGGGCUCCAAUUUGUAUGAUAUUGUGUAAAUUCACGGAGAACUCUUGACUCUUGCCAUCUUUGUCCUUUCCCUCUUGAUAUUCAAGGCCAUGAAUCCCAAAAUUGCCAUCGUGGUGGCUAGCAUCCAAGCAGAGGUGGCCUUGAUCCAGCCCGGUGUCCCAGGCUCGGUUGAGCGUGUUGGCACUGCAGGUGUUGGCGAGCUGUGAUGUCGGCCGGAGGGUUGUGAAAGCUGUGGGGACGGGAUCUGCUGGCAGGAGUGGGCAACAGCAGCCAGCGGUCAUGUCAGGGACCCCGCAGGGGCCGAGCAGCCCUGGGAGGCAAAGUGAAUUCCCCGAGCUGUCCAGACAUGGGUCUACCGCGUAGCGGAGGAUUCAGUUGCUUCAUAACUGAAUGUGCUCUGGGCACUUUGCCUCCCACUCAGCAGCCUUCCCCCCUAGCCGUGCCCUCUGUUUCAUUUCCCUGUCUUCUGCCCCAUCUCCCCUCGGGCUCCCGCCUUUCCCCACCUAUGAAACCAUCUCCCUUCUCACUCUUCCACCCACCAGGCUCCAAGUCCUGCCUUUCUCCUCAUCUGCUCUUUUUGACUGUGUGUGGAUGUGUGUGUGCAAUUCACGUCCAAAUAGGGCAUCUGAUGUGCGUGGAUGGAUGUGAGUGUGGGUAUCUGUGUGUCUGUAUCUCUGGUGCAUUUUGUGUACAUUUGUGUCAAUGCACACCUGGAUGCAGAUCUGGGUGUACUACUCAAGACUUCCUUGCUAGCGACACGGGUCAGCUUCUGCACAAAGGCUCACGUGUGAGUGCCCUGUGUGUGGGGUGCUGGGGGACGACCGGGCAGGAAAUGCUGUUAGCUCCCAAUUGUACUUCUAAGGAUGACUUUUAAAACAGAGGAUUUAUUCUAUGAGAAAGGAGAGAAUUUUCAGGAGAACCCAGUGUUUCAAUUGUUUAGGGAAUUUUUAAAGAAUAAUUUUCUUUGAAAAGUUCAAUUUCCUGCUUCAGGGGAAAGGCAUACUUGGGCUUGAGGAACAGUAAGGGGAAGUAUCUCAGAUUGAGAGACCUGUGCCUCGCUUCCAGGCAUCUGGACUGGGCUCCACCCGGCAGGGAGAGGUGGAUGUCCACCAGCAUCCGUUUGGGGCAGAGGGCUUGUCUGUGACCAGAUCCGAAUUUCAGCUAGUUUCUAGUUGUGGGAAAAUGGAGUAAGAAAUUCCAAACAGGGCAAUGUGUAAUCAGUCACUUAAAUUCUUCUUAAGUAACUUUUCUUAAGGAACCAGUACUGUUCAUCAACCUGUGAUUUAUACCCUUUUAUAAAAAAUCCUGUGCUUGCCAUAAAUAGAUCAUCCACUCUCUCCAACUGCUCAUCUUUAUUGUUGUUACUGUUGAGUUGCUAAGUGGUGUCUGACUCUUUGUGACCCCAUGGACUGCAGCAUGCCAGGCUCCCCUGUCCUUCACUGUCUCCCAGAGUUUGCUCAAACUCAUGUCCAUUGAGUCGGUGAUGCCAUCCAACCAUCUCAUCCUCUGUUUUCCCCUUCUCCUCCUGCCCUCAAUCUUUCCCAGCAUUAGGGUCUUUUCCAAUGAGUCGGCUCUUCACAUCAGGUCAUCUUUAUAACAGACCUUUAACACAAUCUUCUGCAUCCCUUUGAAGUGUCCCUAAAAUGUUAGGAGAACUCCUAGGAAAGAAGGAAACCACCUGGGCUCAGCUCACCAUUAGCAGAGCAGGAGCUUGGACCUGCCUUUUUGGUCAGAAAGGUACAGAUGCACACACUCUGGGUCUGGGUCUGCUCAGAGCCAGGUAAGGCCUGGCCACACAGACAGGAUGGAAGCUCUGGGCAGAUGGCCAGUCCUGGCUGUGGGAGAACCGCUCUGGUGACCUCGAUCCUUCCAGCACAGGGACUUGAUCCCAGAUAAGGACGUGCCACCCCAAGCCCCUACUGAAGCUGUCGUGCUGUGAGGGCUGAGGAAGAAGACCAGGAAGAGAGGAAGGAGGAGGCUCAGUCUGUGAGCCUCUGUUGCUCAGACCCUGCUCACGCCAGGUCAGAGUAGGACCCAACCCUCUGGUGAGAUUCACGGUCAGCAGCCUUACCCACCAGCCCACACCCCAGGUCAAGGUCAAAUUCCCUACAGAUAUAUAGACAAAGCCUAUACUGUUUAUGUGUUCUGAGCUCCAUGCAAGUAGACCUUGAGCCCAGGGCCUAUUUCUGCUUUUAUUCCUUGCCCUAUGACCCUUAGGAUUCAGGAAAGUGGGGUGCCUGCCUGGAAAGAGGUUCUAUUUCUUUCUCUCCCCAUCUUGAGAGUUUUGGCUUCUUCUUCUGUUUGCUAUUCCUUUCUCCCUACUCACUUCCACUGUCCCUCUACAUCAACUUCAGUCAACUAAAAUAAUUAAGGAAUUUGUCUUCAGACAGGCUCAUAUGCUCCAAACAGCACCCCCCUCAUUCCUUGUUUGUUGGGGCUGUAGGUUCCAUGAGUUCUGUGUUUCCCUGGCAUCAGAGUGUAAGAAAAUUUCAAGUGUGCCUGUUCCAGCUUCAAUCCUCCUACAAGCCCCAGCCUUUUAAGAACUAGACCUUUUUCAUUUCAGGGAUCACAAAGUCACAAAGACUCAAUGACUCCACCAUAUCAACACAAAGCCUUCCUGCUUCACAUGUCCAUAUGUGGCACCCUGGGCCUUGGUGCCUUUGGGGUAUAUUCUCUGGUUGGGAGUGAGCAGUUCCUCCUAGCAAUGCUUGCCUUUCCUUUGAUGAGGGAAGAAGGUGCCCUGAGACUCUGAGUCUGGGCUGUACAUCUUAGUAUUCAUCCACAAUCACGGUGAGAGGUCCAAGAUGAAAGAACUUCAUGUAGUUGUCCUGAUUUAGUGGGAGGAUGGGCUGCUUAGGGCUCCAAAGCUGCCCACCUGAGUCAGAUUCAGGGACAUGAAAUCAAGUACAUCAGCCAGAGGUGUUUAAGAUGGACUCAUCACCUGGAUGAGAGCAUUCAGUUCGGUUCAGUCAUUCGGUAGUGUCCGACUCUUUGUGACUCCAUGAACUGCAGCACGCCAGGCUUCCCUGUCCAUCACCAACUCCCGGAGCUUGCUCAAACUCAUGUCCAUCAAGUCGGUGAUGAGAGCAUUAGUGAACUGAUUAUCAAGUGUCUGGGAGGGAAGGAGUGGGAAGAGGUACACUCUGGUCAUCUUUGGUGUGAUUUGUGAGGGAUAUGUGCUUGCUUCUCCUAACUAAACAGAAGCCAUUCUUCAAAGUAUGUUCCCUCUGCUCCAGGGACCAGUCUUUCCCAGGGACUCAUUCGGCCCUUUCCAGGGUGGAAUGAUGAGCCAUGAGGUGAUUAGACCACAGAUAGAAGUAGUUGGCACAUAACAGCUGGGUUGGCUUCUGUGCUGUCUUCCAGCACAGUAACAGUAAGGGGACAGAGUUUUAAACCAGCCCCCCUCAACUGAUGGUCACAGAAGCUCUGGGUAUCCCUCAGCACAGCCAGCAUGGUGGGCUGGGUUUGCCCUCUUUCCAUGGGGCAAAAUAUUUCUUACACAUUGUUAGUUCUUAGACUCCAUUGUUAUUGGCUAUUUGACUUUUUUUUCUUCCUGAAUAACACCCAUUGUAGAAAAUUAGAAAAAUAAAAUACAAAAGAAAAAGUCCUAGAAUGUUGUUCAUAAUUCCAUGUCUGUGAGACAUCAUAAUGGCUGUAGCCCCGAUACCUGCCUCACCGGUGGUGUCUCUGGGUUGGCAGCUGGGCCCUGGGGUGCAGCCCGGGAGUGCAGAACCAUACUGGUGUGUGUGGAGUUGAGGGCUUCCCUAGUGGCUCAGAGGUCAAGAAUCUGCCUACAAUGCAGGAGACCCAGGUUUGAUCCCUGGGUCUGGAAGUUCCCCUGGAGAAGGGAAUGGCAACCCACUCCAGUAUCCUUGCCUGGAGACUUCCAUGGACAGAGAGCCUGGUGGGAUACAGUCCGUGGGGUCAUGUGGAGUUGAGCCUGUGUUCAAGGCAGUGAAUGCACAGGGCUCUGAGCCCCCAGAGGUAGCAAACAGGCCUUAGAAGUGGUUCAGUGCCAGAGCUUAGGGGCAGUGUAGAACAGAGCUAAAACAUCCCUACUUUGUGAUUUCUUUCUGCUGCUGCUUUUUUUUUUUUUUCCUAUUUCUUUUCUUUUGGAGUGCCAUCUCAAUCUAAUGAUAGAUCUAAGAGUACUGAAGCCAGAGUAACUUGCUAAUUCAGCUAUAGUUGUAUAACGCAGUUGCUGUCCAUCUCAUUUCAGUUCCGCGCUGAAAUGAUUGGUGACUCUGGGCACUGUGUAUUCUCCAUACUUGAACUUCCUCAUCCACAAAAUGAGGAUAGUGCUAACACUUUACCUCAUGGUAUAUUAAGGGUAACCAAGAAACUACAAAGUGAUUUGCAAACCAGAAGUGUCAUAUAAAUUAUACACUGUUCAGAUUCUCCUGCAGCAGUCAAGCCCCCACUGAAUGGGAUUCUUCCAUGCGUUUUCUGAGCUUCACUGCAGAAAGGAUAACCUAGAAUGACUCGACCCGCUGCUGAAUAGGAAGUUCUAUCCCACUUAAGCAUGCGGAUUUUAUUCCGUCAUCCAGGUUCCUCAGAGAAGUCGGCUCCUUAAUUUACCCACUCUCAGGCUUCCUUCCUUUUAUCCAAAGUCAAUUUUGCCAAGAGCAUUCUUACUCCCUCUUCGUUAUUCCCAGAGGAGAUGAAAUAAGUAAACCAUAUGUAGAAAAUAGCAUAAAUGAGCUAAAACGGUUAACUGUUAACCAAGACACAUAUUCAAUGCCUUAUUUAUUUUAUUUUAUUUUUACCAUUCUCCUAGCAUUAAUAAUUCUCACUGUUCUUGCCCAAGGGGUUGGGAACACAUCAGAUUUCUGAAACAUUCUAAUGGUCUUUUAAGUUGAAGAUGGGAAUGAGUGUUAAGCCAAUGGGAUCUUCUUUCUCCGGUCAGUUGGUGAAGAAGAUGGCUUUGUCAGAAGCACAUGGGUUCUUAUAGGUUCUUAUGAUGCAUUCACUGGGAGUUGUUCUGGGUGCGAUCCUGUUGGGGGAAAACUCAAUCCUAGGUUCUAAACAAGGAAAGAUUGCAUUUCCCAAAGGGUCAGCAUGCUUUCUGCUUUGCAGGGGAUCAGCUUACAGUGUUACGAUGAGACCUGCUCUAAGGGAAAGCUGAGUCGUUCAUUGCUCCCAGUAUGGUUGGAGCCCAGCCAGGGAUGGAGGAACCACCCAACCGCAGGGGGUGUGUGUUCACCACUGAGAAACAGAAAACUGGGUAUCAGCACGGGGGUCCCACAGCUGUGACUCAAACCUGGCCUCACUCUGCUAGACACCAACCUCAGCAAUUGCAACCCCUGCCCUUCACUUCCCAGGACUGGGUGUUCGCUCCUCGGGGACCUCUGUGUCCCUCUGUCCUCUCCUGGCUACGCAUUUGCCUUCCUCUCUGGGUCACCGUAGACCUUUUCUGGCCUGAGUGUAUCAGUGUGUCUGUAUCGCUGUGACUAUAAACCUGCCUUUCACAUACAGAGCUUUCAUAACUCCUCCUCUUUCCCCAUCUCCACCCAUGGUGUGACUGUUUCACUAUUCCAGACUAUCUGUAAAAAUGUACAAAUAAAAAUGGAAACUGAAAAUAGCGGGGAGGGAAUUGAGACCAGACAAAUGCGUUGCUGUAGCCCUCAGUUUUCUGAGGACUUAUGUGGACUGCCCGGAAACCCCGACUCUGGGUGGGAUUCCAAGGCAGGGAAGCCAUUGGCCCAGGAGGUUGUUUUUGUUUCCUGGUUGUUGCUCUGACAGUCACAAGUGUCUACUUGGAACUCUCUGUUUGAAAGGUUUUGGUCUUUCAAGUGAAAUGUAUUUUCUGAAAAGUAGAAGCAAGUCAUCCAAGUGUGAAGGUGAAGGUUAUUGCGAAGGUCAACAGGGAGACCCGAUCCGGGGGUGGUAUCAAUCGCUUUGUCACUGGCUCGCUCGGGGCCUUGGGCGAAUCUUGUUACCUCACCAUUGUCUCUGCGUCCCCUCAGCCAAACAGGGGGGCUUCCAGGGCUCCUGGAGCGCCCAGUCACCUUGGCCGUCCUGCUGCUAUCUUGGGAGAGGCUUCGAACCCGUGCUGGAGCGCGCUUACCGUGGGAGGUACAUUCGAGAGUCCCUCCUUGCUGCUCUCACCCCACGCUUUCACUCCUCGGAAAGUAACCUCAAGCUAACAGCCAGUUUGUGCUCAGAGUCCAAAGCCUUUUAUCUACCUUUUCAUUCUCAGAUGCCUUUCCGCCCACUUUGACGAUCUCAUUUUACUAUCGUUACUGACGGAGCGCUGUCAGUAGGAGGAAGAGUCUCAAAGGAGAUGAUGUGUGUGAAUUGCUUUGUAAUCUAUGACUUACUCUACCAACCUGGCGGGUACUGUCGGAAGGAGGGGGUCUGGCUAAGGAUGCGAUCGAAUCAGAAUGAUGAAAGCCUUGGUGGGAGGGGAGGGGAGAGGUGGUGGGCAGCAGAGUUGGCGUGGUGGUAGAGGUAAGAUAAAGAAAACUUUUGGAGGAGCAGGUGGCAGAAUCACAGGGCAUCCUCAGCAUGGCAGCAGAGAAGGAUCCCCAGAAGGCUGGGCACCCUGAAGAAGAAGUAGGAAAGAGGAACAUGGGCAGGUAAUCCUGUAAUACAAAGAGCUGCCUUCCCCUAGGACUGAGAAGACUAGCUGCUCCAGGGGUGGGAUUCACACCAAGCUUGGCCAGUGACCUAACCCUUCCUCCUCCAUGAUACUAUCAAUCCAAACCUUUCUGCUCUCUGAUGGUCCACAGUGACCAUCUCUGGGGGCAGUGCUGUCCAGCAGAUAAAAUACAAUGCAAGCACCACACGCCAUCUUAAAUAUCCUAGUGGCCCCAUUUUUAAAAGUCUGAAGAAACAGGUGGAUUAAUUUUAGUACCUGUUUUAACCCAACAUAUCAAAAAAAAAAGUAUCAUUUCAACAUGGAAUCAAAAAGUAUCAUUUCAACAUGGACUCAGUAUAAAAAUUACUGAGCUAUUUGAUGUUCUUUAUUUUUUAUUUUUUCCCAAAUGAAGUCUUCAAAAUUCAAUGUGAAUUUUGCUGUUAGAAAACACAUCAGUUUGGAUCAGCUACAUUUCCAGGGCUCAGUAACCCCACGAGGCCACCGGCUACCAUAUAUAAGACAGCAAAGAUUUAGACUCUUGGUUAGGAGUUGGAAUCCCCCCUCACCUGUGAGUCACUCAGAUCUCAUGGCUAGUAGGCUGGAGAUCCAUGUUGGCCCUGCGUAGAAAGCCCAGGAGCAAUGUCCAGGCUGCCAUCCUGGCCAAGGAGAGGACCACUGCUUGUCAAACACGUCACAUCUGGCCCAGAGGGUCGGUGCUGCCCCUGGACACAGCCCCAAGUUCUAGAAGCCACCAAGCAAGUCACUUUCUUCAGCUAUAGGAACUCUAGCUUAUGCUUUAUCUAGACGCCCUUUAUCUGAGGGUGGAGAGAGGGCCAGACGGAUCUUGUCUUUGUCAGGGACAGAGGUCUCCACAACCUCUUGUCACCUGGUCCAGUCACCUGCCAAUAGCAUCUCACCAACAUUCAGAGCUGUUUUCUCAACCCCUAACUUUCCUUAAAUGCUAAAAGAGCAGUGAAAAGAGCAGUGGCCACAGGCGGGCUGGGUCUCCUAGGAGGCGGCAAUGACAGGCUCUGUCCCUUACACUGGGACUCGGGGUCCACUGUUGCCCACCUCUCUUUCCUGCCUGGAGGCCUUCCUUAGAUUUGAAGAAACCUCUUUGGGGGUGGAGACAAGAAGUGAGAUCUUUGUGCUGAGUACAGAAUAAAAUGCAAGCAAACAACCCCUGGGCGUUCUCAAAGCAUUUUGAAGAGUCAAUAUGACAUGGUUGGGUUCAUUUAAAAUACCAUGUUCCGAGCCCUGUGUUACUGAGCAAAAGAGAAUGAGCUGAUUCGGUGAGUAUGUUUUAUAUAUGGUCAUUAGACAGGGACCAUAGCCGACAAAACUCUCGAAACACCUGGAGUGUUUAUGGUCCACCAGAUUAUUGCUCAGUCAAUAGACAUUGAUUUACCUUUAAUUUGCAUAGUGCUUUCUGAUUGGUUAGACAAGGUGUGAUGUGUUCUGCAGGAGUCCAACAUCACCUCUGCCCUUGGAGGUAGCAAUUCCUGUGGUUAUUGGUGCUAAAAUAAGAUUAAAUAUUAUGUUCAUUUGUUCUGAUACGAUGUGAAUACGUGUUGUUUAAUCUUAACAAGAAUGCUACAUCUUAUCAGAUCUAUUGUACUGUCUGUUCCUUCUCAUAGUUAAUUAAUUACAGGAAAGGUGAUCCAAACCAGAUCUCGAAACUAUUGUGCUAUUCUGAGAGGUGAAUUUAACAGGGACGUGGGAGGGGCGGGAUGAAAAGGGAAAUUGCCAGGUUCCUGUGACUUUGCAAGAACUGAGGAAGCAGAGAGCAUUUGGGGACUUCUGACACUGACUGCAUCUUGCAAUUUUCUUUUUCGAAUUUGGCAGAAAUACUGUAUUUCCAUCGGUCGAAGAAAAAAAAGUGUCUGGUAAUUAAUUAAAUGACUUGUUCAUGGAAAAAAUAAAAAUAAAUAACCUGUCAGUUGUGGAAUGUAAACUGAUUAAACAAUUAAAUAAAGAAGAUCAUGUUGUGUGUUUUAA
This is a messenger RNA of Cervus elaphus (red deer), 10987 nucleotides long. It is a transcript of the gene TMEM178B, whose product is annotated as transmembrane protein 178B. The record is from RefSeq and is a predicted model, not a curated record. Bases 76 to 960 code for a protein of 294 amino acids. The transcript has 4 exons. NCBI's taxonomy places the organism in Eukaryota, Metazoa, Chordata, Mammalia, Artiodactyla, Cervidae. Gene Ontology annotation, cellular component: membrane.